CUGCAAGCGCACACAGGUAGGACUGCAGUAAGCCUUUACCAGCUCAGAGACACAGCGACAUGUCUGCCACUAACAUGAACAUGACCAGCAGGAUCAUCUUCUACGAGGACAGAAACUUCCAGGGACGCUCCUAUGAGUGCAGCAGCGAUUGUGCCGACAUGUCCUCCUACAUGAGCAGGUGCCAUUCCUGCAGGGUGGAGAGAGGCUGCUUUGUGGUUUACGACCGCACCAACUUCACGGGUAACCAGUACUUCAUGAGGAGGGGAGAGUACGCCGACUACAUGAGCACGAUGGGAAUGAGCGACUGCAUUAGGUCCUGCCGCAUGAUCCCCAUGCACCGUGGCUCUUACAGGAUGAGGAUUUAUGAGAGAGAGAACUUUGGAGGCCAGAUGCAUGAGAUGAUGGAUGACUGUGACGACAUCAUGGACCGUUACCGCAUGUCCAACUGCAUGUCGUGUCACGUGAUGGACGGCCACUGGCUGAUGUAUGAGCAGCCCCACUACAGAGGAAAGAUGAUGUACAUGAGGCCUGGAGAGUACCGGAGCUUCAUGAACAUGGGCAUGGGCCACACGAGGUUCAUGAGCAUGAGACGCAUCAUGGACUCCUACUAUUGAACACAGGAACAAUAAAGAACUGUUUGCUGUAGUAAAGAAUUCUGUUAUCCACAGAACUGGCAUGAGGAUGUGUCAGCCACCCACACAUACCAACUAGAUACCGGUAUGGUGGAUGAUCUGUGCUGGGGGCUCACCCGUCACCUGUUACCUCAGCUAUCUUCAUUUGCUGCUAGCUCUUCCAGGGCUAAUCCUCUAGUCAAAUAAAAGGCAGAACAACAA
This is a messenger RNA of Nothobranchius furzeri (turquoise killifish), 833 nucleotides long. RefSeq names its product gamma-crystallin M2. Gene Ontology annotation, biological process: lens development in camera-type eye; visual perception. Gene Ontology annotation, molecular function: structural constituent of eye lens. The record is from RefSeq and is a predicted model, not a curated record. NCBI's taxonomy places the organism in Eukaryota, Metazoa, Chordata, Actinopteri, Cyprinodontiformes, Nothobranchiidae.